UGUUGUCAGUACCUAUUUGUUUGGCGCCUAAAAUACUGAGUCCGCCUGGACUGAAAAGCUUUGUGUUGUUGAUAAUAUUUCACUAUUAUUAUCCAAAAUUUUGUAUUAAUGAGUAUUGAAUAACGUUUCGAUUUGUCUGAGAGUUUUACAAAAACCAAAGAAGAGUAUCAUCAAAAAUUUUCAUCGCAAUGGGUCUUCUACAAUUAUGUGAAAAAUAUUUCAAAACCACAAAUUUAUAUGAAAUUUACGGAAUCGCUGAAAAGGCUUCUGAUAAGGAAGUAAAGAAAGCCUACCACAAAUUGUCACUGAAAGUCCAUCCAGAUAGAGUUGAAGAAGAUGAAAAAUUAGAAGCUACAGAGAAAUUUAAAGUUUUGGGAAGCAUUCAUUCUAUUCUUACUGACAAAGAAAAAAGGGCCCGGUAUGAUGAGACUAAAAGUGUUGAUGACGAUGAUUCUGAACUGGCAGAACGAGAUUGGGUGGUGUACUGGCGAAUGUUGUUCAAAAAAAUCACCAUUGAUGACAUUAGAGCUUAUGAAAAGGAAUAUACUGGCUCAGAACAAGAGAAGGCUGAUAUAAAACAAGCAUAUUUAGCUGGAAAGGGAGAUAUGGACUACAUUGCUGACCACGUCCAAUUUGCUAGAACUGAGAAUGAACCGCGUAUCAGAGAAAUUAUCAAUAAAAUGAUUGAAGAUGAUGAGAUUCCUGCUUACAAAAUAUUUACACAUGAGCCAGCAAAGAAGCGACAAAGAAGAAUAGCAAAAGAAAAUCGUGAAUCCAAAGAAGCAGAGGAGGAAAAGGCCAAAUUGGGUUUAGGAUCUGAACCAAACAGCCUAGAACUGAUGAUAAGACAAAAGCAGGAUGCCAGAGCUCAACAAGUGGAUUCAUUUCUCGAUAAUCUUGCCGCUAAGUAUUGUGAGAAAAAACCCAAAUCAUCAAAACGAAAAGCAACUGCCAAAGCUGAGACUAUGACGAAAAAUAAAAGACGAAAGUGAUAUUUUGUUAUAAAUAAUAUGUAUUUAAGUUUUUCAAUUUAUUGGUAAUGUAUUUAUGCUCUGAUAGAAAAUAAAA
Molecule: messenger RNA, 1068 nt
Organism: Amyelois transitella
Lineage: Eukaryota; Metazoa; Arthropoda; Insecta; Lepidoptera; Pyralidae
Gene: DnaJ-10
Product: dnaJ homolog subfamily C member 9
Exons: 5
Coding region: 189-992 (267 amino acids)
Cellular component (GO): nucleus; cytoplasm
Molecular function (GO): heat shock protein binding
Source: RefSeq, a predicted model, not a curated record